AUGAGUUUAGCAAAACAGAGAUGGACAUGGACUAUCUCAGCGCCUUUAUGGCUAAAUGGACAUCAUCAAGAUAUGAAACUAAUGAAUUCGCUAACGAACAUGUUUGGCGAAUUUGUCGCUACCCAGAAAUCACCAGAAUUCAAUCUAAGCUCUGCUUCCAUGCAAGAAUUGAACAAAGCCGUGAAAGAAGAGAAGAAAUGCUAUGCAAAGAUUGUCCAUCUCCGGCCGAGACCUCGUUGUAUGUCUACUGGCAACAUUUAUCAAGAAGUAAGCCGAAACCCAAGUGGUGGUAGUGAAGUAACAAUGCGCGAACAUAAUUGCAAGAGAAGAGAACGUCCAACUAGCCUUAUUGAACGAGUCAGACAAAGAAUUAGCCCUGAUCGAAGAGAUGAGUCAAUUGCCGAGGAAGAAGAGGGAGAGGGUCAAGUGGUACGAAAGACAUCUACCGUAUCCGAGAGACUGCACAUUAUCGUAUCUUGAAGUACCGUACCGUAAUCCUCCAGUUGAAGAGCUGUUCAUAGGCAGCGUCAGUGGACUAUUCAUCCUGACACGCUUUAAUUAACCAAUGGAUCCAUACAGGACCAAAUUUCAUGAAAGUCAAUACAUAAUGUUCUGACUAAAAUAGGGAAAAAAGUGCACAAUGAUUUUUUUUGAAUCGUAGUUCUGCUGAUGCACUUACCUUGUUCCAUAGUUUCGAAGAUAUUGUUAUGUUGAUUUUGUUAUAUGCAGUGAAAAAAAGAAUGUCAUCUCUUUUUUGCCGAUUUUUCUACGAAUUUACUAUUUCUGACCUUUUACCCACUUCAGAAAAACGGCAUGAACUAGAUUUACUUCUGCGAUUUAUUUUAAUCCUUUGUCCGAUCAUGUGUCUAUAAUAUAUGUAUGUACGGU
Cylicocyclus nassatus is the source of this 888-nucleotide messenger RNA. NCBI's taxonomy places the organism in Eukaryota, Metazoa, Nematoda, Chromadorea, Rhabditida, Strongylidae. The record is from the annotation of a GenBank genome assembly.